AUGAAGCACCGCCAUGAGCCGGAGGAAGCAACAACGUCCCUGCCGACCCUGUGGCGCGCGCUUCCUCUCUUCCUGCUCCUGUCCCUGUCGUCCUCGCAGCUGCAUGGCGUGAGUUCGGCGCCGGGAGAAGCGGAGGCCCUCGUGGGGUGGAAGGAUAGCCUGACGCUCCCCUGGGUGGGCGCUCUCGCCUCCUGGGACCCCAAGGCCGCCGCUAACUCCACCGUUGCGGCGUGCGGGUGGGACGGCGUAUCCUGCGACGCCACCGGCCGCGUCGUGGGCAUCGACGUGGCAGGCGUCGGCCUCGCUGGCACGCUCGACGCCCUGGACCUCUCGUCGCUGCCCAGCCUCGGCGGCCUGAAUCUCAGCUUCAACUCGUUGACAGGGUCCUUCCCGUCGAACGUAUCCACGCCGCUUCUCCGCAUCACAUCCGUUGACUUGUCCAACAACAACAUAUCUGGCCCAAUCCCGGCGGCUCUGCAGGCGUACAUGCCGAACCUCGAGCACCUCAACAUUUCUUCCAACCAGCUCACCGGCGAUAUACCUCCGUCCCUCGCAAACUUGACGAAACUUCAGAGCCUUGUUCUUGCCAAGAAUCUUCUUUCCGGCGGCAUACCACCUGAGCUCGGAUCCAUCUCCAGGUUACGGGUGCUCGAGCUGCACAGCAACCCGCUGGGUGGCGCGAUCCCCGUCUCUCUCGGCAAGCUCCGGUCGCUGGAGCGCAUCAAUGUCAGCAUCGCUCUGUUGGAGUCCACCAUUCCGCCUGAGCUCAGCCGCUGCACCAAUCUCACCGUUGUCGGCCUCGCCGUUAACAAGCUCUCUGGGAAUCUGCCAGUAUCUUGGGCCAGGCUGAGGAGAGUGCGGGAAUUCAACGUCUCCAAGAACAUGCUCACGGGGGAGAUCUUGCCGGACUAUUUCAGGGCGUGGACCCGCCUUUCGGUGUUUCAGGCCGACAACAACCGUUUCACCGGCGGAAUCCCCGCGGAGGUCAGUAUGGCUUCGAGGCUGGAAUUCCUGUCUUUGGCGACCAACAACCUCUCGGGCUCCAUCCCGGCGAUCAUUGGAAGCCUGACGAACCUCUGGCUGCUGGACCUCGCCGAGAACCAAUUUUCGGGCAUUAUACCACGGACCAUCGGCAACCUCACGAGAUUAAACACUCUUCGGCUGUACGACAACCAGCUCAAUGGCCGGCUGCCGGUGGAGUUCGGGAACAUGACAGCGCUGGAGAGGCUUUCCAUAAGCACCAACAUGCUCGACGGCGAGUUUCCGGCCGAGCUCGCCCGGCUGCCAAAUCUGCUUGGCCUCGUCGCCUUUGAUAACCUGUUCUCCGGAGGCAUCCCUCCAGAUUUUGGCGGGAACGGCUUGCUCUCCAUUGUCAGCAUGGCAAACAACAACUUCUCCGGCGAGCUGCCCCCGGGGCUGUGCAAGAGCGCCCCCAGGCUUCGGUACCUUGGCCUGGACAGCAACCAGUUCACCGGCGCUGUGCCUGCUUGCUACCGCAACUUCACCAAACUGGUACGCAUCAGGCUGGCACAUAACCGGCUUGCCGGUGAUGUGUCGGAGAUCUUCGGAUCUCAUCCUAGCCUGUCCUACGUUGACUUGUCCGGGAAUUCGUUCGAUGGCGAGCUCCCAGAGCACUGGGCUCAGCUCAAGAGCCUCUCAUACCUGCACUUGGAUAGCAACAAGAUCAGCGGAACAAUUCCUCCCAGUUAUGGUACCAUGGCUGCAAUGAAAGGUCUGAGCCUGGCAUCCAAUCGGCUUGCUGGCACGAUCCCGCUCGAGCUCGGUAAAUUACCAUUGCUCGAACUGAACCUGAGUCACAACAAGUUAUCAGGACCAAUUACUCCAACAUUGGCGAGUGUCACCACGAUGGAAGUGCUGGACUUAUCCGGGAAUGAGCUCGACGGCGGUGUGCCAGUGGAGCUGACGAAAUUGGAGCGCCUUAUUUACCUGAACCUGAGCAGCAACGACCUGACAGGAGAGGUGCCGGCUCUGCUUGGCAAGAUGAACUCACUGACCGACCUGGAUCUUAGUGGCAACCCAGGCCUGUGCGGCGACAUUGCUGGCCUAGACUCUUGUGGCUUGAAUUCCACUAGCCUCGGAGUUGGCCCACGGCGAUACAACACAAGACUAAUCCUUGCUGUCGUUCUGUCUGUUGGUGCAGCAAUGUUGGUCUGUACCUCUGUGGUUACUUGCUUACUGGUGGUCCGCAAGAAGAGGCGAACCGGCGAAGACACCACAGAGACAACAGCGAGCGGCAGCACAACGGCUCUGCAGGCAUCCAUAUGGAGCAAGGAAGUGGAGUUCUCCUUCGGCGAAAUCCUGGCCGCAACAGAGCACUUCAACGAGGCCUACUGCAUCGGCAAGGGAAGCUUCGGGAGCGUGUAUCGUGCGGAAGUCCUCGGCGGCCACGCCCUCGCCGUAAAAAAACUCGAUGUGUCGGAAACAGGGGACGCUUGCUGGGGCAUCAGCGAGAAGAGCUUCGACAACGAGGUGAGGGCCCUGACGCGUGUCCGGCACCGGAACAUCGUCAAGCUCCACGGGUUCUGCGCCACGGGCGGGUUCAUGUACCUGGUCUACGAGCACGUCCAAAGGGGCAGCCUCGGCAGAGUGCUGUACAGGGGCGGUGAACGCAGCGGACAGAGGUUCGACUGGCCGGCGCGGAUGCGGGCGAUCAGAGGCCUGGCACAAGCGCUGGCCUACCUUCACCAUGACUGCUCGCCGCCCAUGAUCCACCGCGACGUCUCAGUCAACAACGUCCUGCUGGACGCUGAGUAUGAGACGCGGCUGUCGGACUUUGGCACGGCGAGGUUCCUCGGCCCCGGGCGCUCCAACUGCACCACUGUAGCCGGCUCCUACGGCUACAUGGCACCAGAGCUCGCCUACCUGAGAGUGACGACCAAAUGUGACGUGUACAGUUUCGGCGUGAUUGCCAUGGAGAUCCUGAUGGGCAAGUUCCCAGGCGGGCUCAUCAGCUCAUUAUACAGCAUGGACGAGACGCAGGCCGACGUCGGCAAGUCAUCAGCACUGCUGCUGCUCAGGGACUUGUUGGACCACAGGUUGGAGGUUCCCGAUGAGCAGCUGGCCGCGCAGGUGGUGUUCGCCUUCGUUGUGGCCCUGUCCUGCGUCCGCACGAACCCAGACACCCGGCCAACCAUGCGAAUCGUAGCACAGGAGCUCUCCGCUCGCCGGAGAUCGGCCUUGGACAGGCCGUUUGACACGAUCAUGAUCGGCGAUCUCAUCAGCUCACGGGUAUGA
Messenger RNA from Lolium rigidum, 3255 nucleotides. Its product is annotated as MDIS1-interacting receptor like kinase 2-like. Gene Ontology annotation, biological process: protein phosphorylation; hormone-mediated signaling pathway. The transcript has 2 exons. The coding region runs from base 1 to 3255 and encodes 1084 amino acids. Gene Ontology annotation, cellular component: plasma membrane. NCBI's taxonomy places the organism in Eukaryota, Viridiplantae, Streptophyta, Magnoliopsida, Poales, Poaceae. Gene Ontology annotation, molecular function: protein kinase activity; protein binding; ATP binding. The record is from RefSeq and is a predicted model, not a curated record.